AUGGUGAUCGACUUCAGGCCGCUGGAGGGCCGUCACGCGGGGGACAAGAUAGCCGAUGAGCUGGAGCAGGUCAUAGGGGAGUGGGCAUUGGGUGGUGGUGAGUUCUUCGGCGUGACCAUGAACAACGCCGAGAACAACAACCGGGCAGUUCGUCUACUGGCCGGCGUCUCUGACCACACACCCGGGUCACGUGCGUGGCCCAUGUCCUGCACAGUGCAGUACGCAAUGGAGGUUGAGCCGGUUGCCCAGGCGCUCCGCAGGCUGCGAGCUGUGGCUAGCCACAUUGGGUGGUCGGUGCAGCGGUCGGAGCGUUUUUUUGACAUCCAGAGACAGUAUGCUGCGACCCGUGCGGCGACACAGGCAGAGAGGGACACCGAAGAGGGGGGGGGAAGGCACGCAGAGGGGGGCACUGCAGAGGGGGGAGGCGAGGCAGGCAGGGGGGGCAACAGUGCGCGGAAGGUACCUGCUGAUUUGCGCCUGAUCGUUGACUCAGAUACGGGCUGGGGUUCCACGCUGGAGAUGGUGGUGAGGGGGUGUGAUCUGCACUGCACAUUCCUCUCACGAUGUACUUCGAUGAGUCCACCGUACCCUAACAUCACCAAGGUCACACGCGAGGCAUGGGCAGCAAUCAGGCUGUCCGAUGCUCACUGGUCAUCCCUCAGCGAGCUGCGUGCUUGCCUCGAGCCGUUUUACCGCAUCAGCCUGUUCGUGGAGGGGUCUUUGUACCCCACCAUGGGAUCGGUUGUGCCGUAG
This is a messenger RNA of Closterium sp. NIES-65, 753 nucleotides long. NCBI's taxonomy places the organism in Eukaryota, Viridiplantae, Streptophyta, Zygnematophyceae, Desmidiales, Closteriaceae. The record is from the annotation of a GenBank genome assembly.